Messenger RNA from Trichoderma atroviride IMI 206040, 951 nucleotides. The record is from RefSeq and is a predicted model, not a curated record. NCBI's taxonomy places the organism in Eukaryota, Fungi, Ascomycota, Sordariomycetes, Hypocreales, Hypocreaceae.
AUGGACCCAAACCACCCCUUCAUCGCCUCCUGGACCGCCACGCCCAUCCCCAACCUCUCCCUCUCCGCAGGCGGCCUCCUCGCCCUCGCAGACCUCAACACCAUCGCCCAGCGCACCGCCAUCGCCGGCGGCUCUUCCUGGCUGGAUGCCUUUGUGCUCGCGCCGGGCCUGCACUACCAGCAGGCGGCGGACUCGCUAACGCCCGAGUAUGGCGCCGGCAGGCCGGUGCUGUCAAUGGCGCUGGACGGCGGGAAGCACUACGUUGUUAAUAACGUGGCCAUGGUCAAGUAUCUACGGCGGCUGUGGGAGCGGCAGGGCAAGUACGGCGUUGUGACGCUGUAUGUGGAGAUGGACCCGGGUGAAGGGGAUAAUACGAGGAGGAGGUGGCAGAGGAGGCAGCAGCGCGGGCUGAGGAAGUUGCGGGAGAUUGAUCACGAGAGCCAUGUGAGGGAGGUGCUGGAGAUGGACUGGGUGAGCCAUGUGCUGUACCUGCUGAGUCCGCUGCUGACGGUGUCGGCGAUUGUGUUUAUGGUGUUGCUGCAGGACUGGUGGGGGCUGGGCUUCAUCAUUGCGCUCAUGGUGUCGCGGCUGGCGAAUAUCUGGGCCAUCAAGGAGCGUUCGCGACCUGCUACGCCGCCUGCGCCUCUUACACCUAGGGAGGACACGGGCAUGACGGAGUACACCAUCGACUGGGGCCAGAACCGGCGCGUCGUGCUCAAGGGCCUGGACGCCGACCUGCGCGCCGUGACGACGGAGACGUGGCUGCGGGCCAAGACGACGCUGGAGGGCUAUCUCGAGGCAAUGUCCAAGCUCAUCGUGUACAUGGUGGCCUCGCUGAGCGGCAACCUCUCGCAGGCGGGCGCCAUUGUGCUCAUGGCGCUGCUGCUCGUCAGCGCGGGUCUUUUGGGCCUGAGCAAUGCUCACUCGACGAGCUUGCAGAUGCAUGGCCGG